Messenger RNA from Trypanosoma theileri, 630 nucleotides. Its product is annotated as Rbd-Unit. The transcript has a single exon. The coding region runs from base 1 to 630 and encodes 209 amino acids. Gene Ontology annotation, molecular function: RNA binding. NCBI's taxonomy places the organism in Eukaryota, Euglenozoa, Kinetoplastea, Trypanosomatida, Trypanosomatidae. The record is from RefSeq and is a predicted model, not a curated record.
AUGACCCAAGUUCCUUUGGUUUCGCAGUACGAUCCUUACAGCCAGCCUGCCCAGCAAUUACAGCAGUUGCAACAACAGCAGCAACAACUUCAACAGCCUCAAGUGAGUGCUGAGCCUGAUAUGCUGCGCAAUCUCAUGGUGAACUACAUCCCCACCACAGUUGAUGAGGUCCAGCUGCGACAAUUAUUUGAGCGCUAUGGCCAAAUUGAGUCUGUGAAGAUUGUGUGUGAUCGCGAAACCCGCCAAAGCCGCGGCUUCGGGUUUGUGAAGUUCCACAGCGCCUCCAGUGCGCAGCAGGCGAUUACCGCACUCAACGGCUUCAGCAUUCUCAACAAACGCCUGAAGGUGGCGCUGGCGGCGAACGGUCACCAGCGCGGCGGGGCGGCUGGACAGGUCGGCGAGAACAACGGCUACUUUGGCGGCUACGGCGGCUACGGCGCCUACCCGUACGCCCAGCAGCAGAUGAUGGCGAUGUACGCCCAGCAGUAUAUGAUGCAGGCACCGGCGCAGUCCCAGCCGCAGGCCCAAUCGCAACAACAACAACAACAACAACCACAAAUGCCGCCACCCCCACAGCAACAGCAACAGCAACAAGCACCACAGGCACAGGGCAACCGUCCUGCCAGAUAA